Molecule: messenger RNA, 1718 nt
Organism: Caenorhabditis auriculariae
Lineage: Eukaryota; Metazoa; Nematoda; Chromadorea; Rhabditida; Rhabditidae
Source: the annotation of a GenBank genome assembly
AUGCAGUCUUCAAUGCAGGCCGAGGUUUUCUGAACAUUUUCACAGCUUCUAGGGAAAACAAAAUGAAAUCAUUUUAGGUCGACUUCUGCAAAAUGCGGUCCGGAAACAUCUGGCGCGAAGUGACACGGACUCAGGUGCAUUUUCUCUUUCACCUUUUUUUUCGACACUUUGUAAUUAGUCUGAGGAAUUGCGCUUUUGCGACAAUACAGAUCGGAGGUCCAGGGGCCGUGCGACUGGCCGUCAUUAACGCGUUUUCGACGCGCACAUCUUGUUCUGCGCCGCUUUUUUUGUAAGCUAAAGUAAUGCAACAAUGCUCAGAUUCGUGUUCCAUCAGAAAUCGUUUCAAUGGGAGUGGCGAACGCAAAUUAUGUCUUUUACAGAGCGCGGAGAACAGAAAAAUUGAGCUGAACGAGUUCAAGGAAGAUCGAACUAUAAAUAUUUUUUCAUCCUAAGUACAGACUUUUCAGUUUUCAAAAGUUUUUUUCACGAAACGACUCAUACUACAAGUUUGAAUGAGCUUUUCUGAUUUUUAUGUUUCGUCCAGUGGAUAAAAGUUUCCAGGAUGUUCCUAGUUUUGCAUGAUUUGAAACAACAAAAAAAUAAAAAAACUCAUAGCUUUUUAUAUUUUCUAAAAAAACCCAUUUUUUUCAAUAUGCUGAAAGAAUUUUUUUCAACCUUGAGACGCUGUAAAAAAAGAAAAACUCUUUAUCCUCGAUAAAAGUUUAGAUUCAAAAAAACUUUCUCAUCAUGUCUAAAAAAAUGAAAUUUGAAAGUUUCUAAACAAUCGCUUCGGAAAUUUUUGAAUUUGCUAGUUUUGAAGUUUUCUAAGGCUGAGCUUUCUUCUUUCUUUCUUUGAAAACUCUCUCGGUUAAACAACUUGAUAAAAAACGAAUGAAUUCAAUUUUGUGACCUCCCUUAUUUUUCAGGUUCUGGCGCAAGUGUCCGGCGGCGUAGUUCGUUCUAAACGACAAGCUGGUUAUUCUGCUGGAAGCUAUCCCACUGCUGCCGUAGAAAGUUGGAUUUUUUAGUCUUCUCGGAAAUUCAUCUGUUUAGAUGGUCCUGCCGAAACUGCGCCAUCCGGUGGUUGCUGUGGAUGUGGAGUUUCUCCACAAGGACCUCCAGGAGCCCCCGGCAGAGACGGGGACGAUGGAAUCGAUGGAGAGCCUGGGGCGCCUGGAAAAGAUGGUCCUGAUGGACCUGAAGCUACACCUGCUCCACAACACGAAUGGUGCUUUUUUCAUGAUUUCAUAAAUUAACCCGUGUCUUUUAGGUGCUUCGAUUGUCCUCCUGGAGAACCUGGAGCAGCUGGACCGGCCGGUCCUAAAGGAACGCCAGGACAAGCUGGUGCACCUGGAAAAGACGCCGACGGUGGCUCUCGCGGAGCGCCUGGACCUCCAGGACCACCUGGACCACCUGGAGCUCCGGGAAACCCAGGAAAAGCGGGAGCACAAGGCAAACCAGGAGUUCUUCAAGAAGUCCCGGGCCCUGUUGGUCCACCAGGACCGCCAGGACCGGCAGGAUUGCCAGGAGCUCCUGGAAACACUGGACCGAACGGAAGCCCAGGAAAAGACGGAUCGCCAGGAGACGCAGGAGAUAAUGGAACGCCAGGAGGGCCUGGAAAAGACGGAACACAGGGACCUCCUGGUCCGGAUGGAUCUAGAGGACCUAGUGGCGGCUGCGAGCAUUGCCCACCUCCCAGAACUGCUCCUGGAUACUAA